This is a messenger RNA of Eremomyces bilateralis CBS 781.70, 948 nucleotides long. RefSeq lists its product as uncharacterized. The transcript has a single exon. The record is from RefSeq and is a predicted model, not a curated record. NCBI's taxonomy places the organism in Eukaryota, Fungi, Ascomycota, Dothideomycetes, Eremomycetales, Eremomycetaceae. Bases 266 to 802 code for a protein of 178 amino acids.
CCCGCAAUAACAGCACUAUCCUAUUAGCUCUACGAUAUUUAUCUGCAACAUGUCCCCUUUGGCUCUGAUCUUUAGGCUUCCUCAUUUGCCAGUUCACGGUGUUUUCGAUACUUCAUGUGUACAGCCCCAGCCUUACCAGAUGCCCAAACUUUCGGCCCCCAUUUCUUUGCUACUGCGCCAUGCAAGCCAGCACCAGCGUUGAGACGCCCCUCUCUACAUACCGAUAUCAUUCUUGUGGCGAGUGACCAUAUCACGCGGCUUCACCAUGCUAGGCAGUGCCGCCCUGAAACUUAUAUCCCGCCUCUCGGGUUCCCCCUAUAAAACCACCAUUGUCUUCCCGCCUUCCCCGUUCUCCCCAUUCGAUUCGAUCCCCUCUCCCUAUCUCAUCCUCGUUGCCUAUCCCUUCUUCCCCCUCACCAUGGCCCAAGACUGCUGCUCCCGCGCCGCCAAAGCCUGGCAAGAAGCCAAAGCCACCGUCCACAGCUGCCGCGCCGAGGAAACCGUCUCCCAUCGCGGCUGGACGGCGGCGCGGGAUUACCUGCAGUCCGUUCUGGGUGCGAGCCCGCCUCGGUCGAACGCAACAGGUACGCCGCCAUGUCAACUAGCUAGAAGCGGCCGGAACUCCGUACUAAUUGCGAACGAUCCAGUCAAGAAGGCUCGGCAGUCGCUGGAGAAGAAGCGGGAGAUUUACGAGUGGGCGAAAGAUCGGCGGGUGCAGGCGGAGGGGAGGAGGGAUGAGGCAUUCCGGAGGCUCGAGGCGGAGGAGGCAGCGAGGUUAGUGUCAUGGUCCAUGGUUAUUUAAUCGACUGAAAGCUGAUGUUUUGCUGCAGCAAGAGACUGGCCCCGGAACUUGGAAUCCAAGUUGCUGAAGGGGCGUAUCCGUAUAGACAUCAGUGGGAUGGCAGGCGCAAACAAUAAUGGAAUUCUGCUCAUUACGGUACGAAGAAG